Molecule: messenger RNA, 1554 nt
Organism: Gossypium arboreum
Lineage: Eukaryota; Viridiplantae; Streptophyta; Magnoliopsida; Malvales; Malvaceae
Exons: 3
Coding region: 1-1554 (517 amino acids)
Source: RefSeq, a predicted model, not a curated record
AUGACCCCUGACAGGAUCACCCUGCAAAACAUGGAGAAGAAGCCUAAUAAGAAUUUUAGGCAAUAUGCACAGAGGUGGAGAGAGGUAGCGAUGCAGGUUCAACCACCACUGUUAGAGAAGGAGACCACUAUGUUAUUUAUUAAUACUCUGAAAGCCCCAUUUAUUACUCAUAUGAUUGGAAGCACUACUAAAAGUUUUGCGGACAUAGUUAUGGCAGGAGAGAUGAUAGAGAAUGCCAUAAGAGGGGGAAGAAUUGAAGGGGAACUAGUCAAAAGAUCAGCCCCAAGAAGAAAAGACAAUGAGGUAAACAAUACAGGUGGUUUUAAUUCAAAAGCAGUUACAGUUAGCCAGCCCAAAGUAUCCACAGUUGGGCAACAAGACUCUCAAAAGCAGGAAUCCAACACUAGGCAUGAGAGGAUGCAAUUUACACCUAUACCUGUGACGUAUAGGGAACUCUAUCAAAAUCUAUAUGAUGCGCAUGCUAUAGCCCCUUUCCAUUUAAAACCAUUACAACCUCCGUAUCCUAAAUGGUAUGAUGCAAAUGCCAGAUGUGAGUAUUAUGCUGGAAUAUCGGGGCACUCAAUCGAGAAUUGUACUGGAUUCAAGAAAGCCGUAGAGAGGUUGAUCAAGAAUGGGGUUUUGAAAUUUGAGAGUACCUCAAAUAAUGAGAAUCCUUUGCCGAACCAUGACAAUCAAGGGGUAAAUGCCACUGGUGAAGCCGGUGAAAAAAGGAAAAAGGAAAAUGUUGAUGAGAUAAGGACACCUAUGAGGGUAAUCUGGGAGGAGAUGAUGAAGAAAGGUAUGUUGACCUCUAAAAAUACGAAAGAAAGAACGUGGGACUAUGGUGAGUGUCGUGAAGAUUACAAAGAAUUCAAGGCCUUGGUGCAAGGCUUCAUAGACAGCAAAGAGCUACAGGUUUAUGAAGGGAAUAAUGAAAUGGGGACACCAGCAGUACCCAAGGUUAUUAUCCAUACACCUACUCCUUUCCCUUACAAGGAUAGCAAGAAAGUACCAUGGAGUUAUGACUGUAGCGUGACGGUGCCAGGAGAAGGAAAUAUAGCCAGUGCAUCUAAAGAUGUACGAGAUGAAGGUUCCCAUGCACGGAGUGGGAAGCGUUAUGAUAUGGGGGACGUAAGAGUAGAGCCCAAAAAAUCCAAGAAUAUUGAAGUCGAGAAAAAGAGUGAAGUACCUGUUAACGAGCCAGUGAGGGAGGAGGAAGCUAAGGAAUUUCUAAAGCCAUGGAUACACUCGACAGGAGUGGUGCCUUCUUCACUACACCAAAAAUUGAAAUUGGUGACAGAUGGACGCUUGAUAACCAUCAAUGCAGAAGAGGACAUCAUAGCAGCCGUCACUAGUAAACCUCCUUAUGUGGAGACAAACGAGGAGGCUAUUGAGUGUUCUUUUCAUUCCUUGGAAAUUGUUAAUGCUACCUUCAUUUCGGAGGGAAGCAAGGUGCCGGUUCCCAAAAUGUCUGGAGCUACAAGGAUGGCCCUGCAAAUGAUAAUGGGAAAGGGGGCAUCACCGGGAAAAGGACUAGGAAAACAGUUGCAAUGA